This is a messenger RNA of Catharus ustulatus (Swainson's thrush), 506 nucleotides long. RefSeq names its product phosphatidate phosphatase LPIN3-like. The coding region runs from base 66 to 506 and encodes 146 amino acids. Gene Ontology annotation, cellular component: nucleus. Gene Ontology annotation, biological process: cellular response to insulin stimulus; positive regulation of transcription by RNA polymerase II; triglyceride biosynthetic process. The transcript has 4 exons. Lineage: Eukaryota; Metazoa; Chordata; Aves; Passeriformes; Turdidae. Gene Ontology annotation, molecular function: phosphatidate phosphatase activity; transcription coactivator activity. The record is from RefSeq and is a predicted model, not a curated record.
GGGCUCCCUGUGUUCUCUCUAGGAAUGGCUACAAGUUCCUCUACUGCUCGGCCAGGGCUAUUGGCAUGGCCCACAUCACCAAAGGCUACCUCCAAUGGGUCAAUGAGCAAGGCUGUGGCCUCCCCAUGGGCCCCAUGCUGCUCUCCCCCAGUAGUCUCAUGUCUGCCUUCCACAGGGAGGUGAUUGAGAAGAAGCCAGAGGUGUUCAAGGUCACCUGCUUGACAGACAUCCGAAAACUGUUUGCUACAAAGUGUCCCUUCUACGCUGGCUUUGGGAACAGGCCCAGUGAUGUCUAUGCUUACAAGCAAGUGGGGCUGCCAGAGAGCCGCAUAUUCACCGUGAACCCCAAGGGAGAGCUGAUCCAGGAGCUCAGAAAGAACCAAAAGUCAACAUAUGAGUGGCUGUCGGAGCUGGUGGAGAUCUUCUUCCCUCCUGUGGGACAGACGGGGAGCACUGGGCUGGUACAGCCCCUUUGCCUGCUGGAGACCUCCACUGCCUCAUACUGA